Zootermopsis nevadensis is the source of this 4433-nucleotide messenger RNA. It is a transcript of the gene RhoGAP71E, whose product is annotated as Rho GTPase activating protein at 71E. Gene Ontology annotation, biological process: signal transduction. The record is from RefSeq and is a predicted model, not a curated record. Lineage: Eukaryota; Metazoa; Arthropoda; Insecta; Blattodea; Termopsidae. Gene Ontology annotation, molecular function: GTPase activator activity.
GUUUGUUGGCAAAGUUACCACUAGUUGCAGUAACAUCGGAAGCCAUAUUGAUUUUCAUUUGAAAUAUGAAGAGAGAGGUGUGGUUAUUUACUAAACUGAGAUGAUUUUGUGACCUUAUUUGUUUAGAAUUAUAACAUUUAGUUGAUUAGAACAUGAACAUAAUAUGUAUAAUUGUUCUAAAUCGAAUUUAGAAAUGAAUAUUGGAGGCGUAUAGUUGUCAUCGUGGUGGGGGGUCGGGUGGUUUGUUGCUGUUGCUGUAGGAUGACCAGUUGGGCCGAGAGGAUGCACCGUAGAGCUGCCACUUUCAGCAACGUGGUCACAUCGUGCGGCCAUCCCUCAGUUCCAUAUCCUCGGCGGUUGGAAAAAGUGAAAUUUGGUGUUCCCUUGGAUGAGGUCUGCAAGAGUGACAUUCCCGGUCCGCUGUUGGUUUUGAUUCUGAAGCUCAACAAAGAAGCACCAUUCAAAAAGGAUGUGUUCCGAGCACCUGGUCAUCAGGGCAACAUGAAGAAGCUAGUCCAUUUCCUGCAGGCAGGCCGUCUUGUUAACAUGGAUAAUUUCUCUGUCUACACUAUCGCGUCUGUGCUCAAGAAAUUCCUGCGUAAGCUUCCUGGUGGAAUCUUUGGCCGAGACGGGGAACAGAGGUUAUUUGCAGUUAUUGACUUGCCGUGUACUGAGGAGCAGCGUGACCAGAUACAUAGGUUAAUUACAUCAUUACCGACUUACACUCAGCGAUUGUUGGUGCUCCUUUUUGGGACAUUCCGAGUGAUUGCAAUGAAUGCUGAAAGGGGUCGAACAGGAAUGACGUCAGAAGCGUUAGGUGUUUCAGUUGCACCAAGUUUCUUCCAGAGUUGUGUUAGUGAUGGAAAAACUGCAAAAAUGGAAGAUGUAAUGAGAUUCAAGGUUGCCACACGCAUCAUGAAAUUCCUGAUUGACAACUUUGGAGUGAGCAACUUGUUUGGACGGGAGAAUUAUGAGUUCUAUGCUCGGAUCACUGGACGCAUUCUCAAGGUGGAAGAAGACUGGAUCUUUAGUUUCCGGUAUCCUCCAGACACUCUUGUCUCCCGCCAGCUGUCGCUUGAGGCAGAGAAGACUUGGUUGCAGUAUGAGUGUGAACGAUGGGGACUCAACUUCAACCUGGAAGCAAUGUCACACCAAGAGGAGAGCCAGUCAACUCCAGCAUUGAUUUGUGUCCCAGAUGCUCCUAGUACAUCACUUGGCAUCAUCCCAGAGAACAACUUGCUAGAGAGCUAUACACGCCUCUCUAUCAGUCUGGAAGAGAAUGGCUUAUUCAAGGGGUCUAGUCGAUCGUCAUCCAGCAGUGCCACAACUACCCACCACAUGACACUGGAAGAACUUAGAGAUGUGAAUCGCUAUGCUGAAAGUACUAAAAGUUUGUCCUACCUGCCCCAGGUUCACGAGCGUCAGACAGCGAGGAUGAGGACAAGAUCAGAGUGGUUUCUUACACCAGUCGAUGGAAGCAAGGGGGGGAAGCUGCUAGCAUGCACCACAGUGGACAGUGAUCCAACGUCCAUCCAUGUACUGAGAGGUUCCAACACCAGAUCCUCAUCAGGAAACAUUGUUGAUGCAGGUCUGAGUGCAAGUGCAGAAUCAGUGAAACGUCCAAGCAUCCAUCGUUCUUCUAGCAAGAGUGACAGGUCACGCCAUCUUCCUCACCGUAGUUCAAGCAGACGCAAGAAUAAAGAGAAUGGUGCUAAGCAGGCUCAGCCAAUAGUGACUCAGCCAUCGGAUAUAAUAACUCAACCCCAGCGUAAUGGUAGUGAUGAAAAGAAAUCUUCCCAAUUGGAUGAAGGAAAAGGAGGCAAGAAAGCUGUUGUAAGUGGAAGGGAUGAUGGGAGAGGAGUCGUAACUGGGGUGACUCCACAGGAUUGUACUGAGAUGGAUGUGCAAACCUUUCAUGUCACGCUGACAUAUAAACCUAGAAUAUGAAGGUGUCUGAUAUCACUGUUACCCCAUGCAGGCCUUGAAAGCAUGUAGUUUUAGAGCACAGUCUUUUAGAGGUGGUCUGUGUGAACAGUCGCUUGGGAAUAUUAGUGAUGCUGUUGUAUGAUAACCGUUGCCAUGAAGAUGCGAAUGGAACACAGCCCAUGUUUCAAUCCUUUUAACACUUUAUGAUACUUGCUGAGACCCAAACAAAUUUUGUGCUGCAGUGUACUCCUUUGCAUUCCUUCUUCAUAUACCAGGUAGUAUACUCUGAUCAAGUUUUUGCUAACUGACCAGUUGUCCUGACUGAUUUUGCCCAGCCCCUCCAUACAGUGCUGUGCCUUCCACGUACUUUAUAAUUCAUCUUGCAAAAUCUUAUUAUUUCCUUUUUUUGUGCUAUAAACAAAUGCAGUUAACAAAGCAUCAAAUAUCUCAGAAGUUGAACUUACGUUAGACCGCAGCCAUGUUUAGCGUCUCUCACCCUAUCAUCACUGCUGUCAUCUUAUUUAUGAUUCAGAUGUAAUGGAACUUGCCCACAUAAAAUAGAUUUGAGUAUUAAUGAGAGCUUGCAGAAUCAUGUUAUGGGUGUAAAAUCUUUAAGUUGUUAACUUGCAAUUACUGUUUCACUUACAAGCAUUGAAAGUAUAAAUCUGAAACUUGUUUUACUGUUGCACAGAUUUCUACACGUUCAAUACAAACCUUGUGAUGGAUUCAGUGUGUUCCUGCUUGAAGGUGGUGGUACUGCAUCUUGAUCAAUACCAAACCACCUCUAAAUGACUAGCCUCAGUUACAGCUCUUUCUUUUUUGAUAGCCAGUGAAGCAUGUGCGAAUAAUUUUGAAGAAAUUAAUUGAUAUUACUUUUGCACUUUAUCGGUUUUUUGUAUACACAUCACUUUAUAAACCUUCUUUUAAAAAGACUGUUUAAAGUAAUAUGUUUGCUAGAUCUGUGCUAUGUGGUUGUUCCCAGUUGAUGCUGUUCUUCAAAGACGUAGCAAGCCUUAGAACACUGUAUUUUUCUGUGUUAUAUUUAAGUUACAUUCAACAACAGAUGAGUCCUUUUUAAUUCAAAAUAACUCACGACGGCUUGCGAGUAAUUCAUCGUGUGUGUAUUUUGUUUAAUAAAACACUGCACUGUUUAUUUGUAAUAUUGUAUGGAAGAAUAGUAGAUCAGCAGCAAAAAAUAUGACAAAAAAUGGGAGAACACAAAACAUGUUCAGACAUACAUAUUCUUUAAUUUUAUUCUCAUUUGACAGCAGAGUUCUGGGAUCAAAUUUCCUCUUUCAUGUGCAUUAAUUGUGCGUGUUUGAGUGUGCAGGGAAGAAUAUAUGGUUAAAACAUUAAUUUAACUUGAGUAUAUCUAAACACAACAAUUUAAUAUACAUAUUUUAUGGCUCUGAAACUUAGGUCUGUGUUGCCAACCAAAAAUGCCAUUUAAUGAAGACUGGAGUCGGUGUAUCAUUCAUGUUCUCAGAGAAUGGAAUGUCACUAAAUAGAGGGCUGUCAUGAAUAGGAAAACUUAGGGAAGUGCUGAGUCGGGUUAGAAGUGUUCAGAAUAAAACAUCCACAUCAUUACUUAAUUGUACAAAUAAUGACACAUUUUAAUUUCACAUAAAAGGAGACCUGAUGCCAAUUAAAUUGACUCAGUGUUGCCUUAUUCACAUUGUGAUGUUAUUUCUCCACCAAUCAGAAACUGUUUUGUGUGUGCCUUAUGCUCUGUAUUAGUGUAAGAGGUUUUCAUUGUUUUGGACUUGUACCCUGUAGGUGGAGGCAGACAUUCCUCUGAAAUGUCACUAACCUUUUCCACUAUUACAUUGUGUCUGAACCCAGAAGAAGAAACAUGAAAUUUUUCAAGAUCAUUGAAAACCUAAAAUUUUACAAAAUGUAUUACAUGUCAUUCAUUCUGGUGAACUGAUAUUUAUUUGUAAUCAUGUAUCUUAACGUAUUUCCAUAUUCUCAUUUAUACAUUUUCGGUACUGUUAGCUUCUGAUGCAUUUCAUUAUGUUAUAGCCCUGUCCAAGAGAUUCCCCAUAUUUUGACCUUGAGGUUCAUCAGCUAGUUCACAGAAUCUCAGUGGAGCCCAGUCAUAGCUAGUCCAGUGCUGUUUAUAUUUUCCCAACCUAUUUUUCAAAGAUCUGUUUUAAUAUUAAUAUCACUUCAGGCUUUUGAACCAAACAUUUUAACAUAUUUUGUAUUCAUCUCAUGCUCCAUCUCCUGUCCAUUCAUAUUGUUUUAUAAUCACCGUAACAACUAGUUAUAUAUUCAGUUUUGUACUUGUAAAAACUUAACCAAAAUGCAUCACAUUUGGGUUCCCCGGAUUCCAAUGUGUGUUAGCCUAAAAUAACAGCUCUCAGACUUGGACAUGUUUAAAUGAAAAUAUGGAAGUAGAUGCAUUUUUAUUAUAAAUAAUCAAAGUUUGUUCACAUCACAAGAUGGUUUCAUUUCUCUGGUGUUUACUGCAUUUUGUUUCUAAACUUAUGCAAAGCACAAAAGAU